Molecule: messenger RNA, 3244 nt
Organism: Colossoma macropomum (tambaqui)
Lineage: Eukaryota; Metazoa; Chordata; Actinopteri; Characiformes; Serrasalmidae
Product: kelch-like protein 33
Exons: 4
Coding region: 213-2945 (910 amino acids)
Molecular function (GO): protein binding
Source: RefSeq, a predicted model, not a curated record
CGUGGGGGGGGGUUCAAAUGAGCCAGAUGCCAACAGCAUAAGAAAGGGAGGGAGACGAGAAGCACUACACACUCAGAACAGUGACAGAAAGCUCAGCUGACUUUAAGUAGCUGCUUUGAAAGUCAGUCAAAUUUCUUUUUCACUCUAAAACAUUGAAAAGUUAGAAGGUGGAUAUAUAAUAUCCUGAGAAGACAAAGAGGUGAAGGCUACUCAUGGCUGUGGCUAACCUUCGUCCUUCAAGGGGCUUGGCAGCAUCCUGGGAAAUGGAGAGAGGGGACAAUGAGAGAAGGAGAAGAGAAGGAAGAAAUGGAAGUAGCUGGAUGGACCUGAAUAACACAGCGAGCUCCACAGGAGAGGAUGAGGAGGUAGAGGAGCAUCCAAGAGGCAAGGAAAAUGGAAAGAGUGAUCAUCAUAAUGUGGCACUUGAUGAUGAGGGUGGUGAUGAUGACAGUGUUGCUACGUCUUCUGUCUUGAGUGAUGAUGAUAACAGCAACAAUACUUGUUCUGAUGAUCAUGAUGAUGAUGGUGGUGGAAGUGGUGACCAUAAUGGCAACAAUUUUGUUCUUUUGUCGACCAGAGAAGAUGCUGAUGACACCGCAGCUGGAAGUGAUGAGAUCCACAGGUUGGGUACUUUCAAUUCUUCUAUAGAUGAAAAUGACCAGAGAACAGAAACCACUUCCAAACAAGGGUUGGAAAUGGACGUUUCAGAGAAGAGCUCAGAGGAUGAGGAAUAUGAUGAUCAUGAUGAUGAUGACACAAAUGAUGAAACCAGUGAGGAAUAUGAAGAAUAUCCAGAAAAGCUAUACUGCCAGCGUGCCUACUCAAAGAAGGUCUUCCAAGCUUUGGAAGAAAUGAAACAGUCCUCUUUCUUCACUGAUCUCCUCAUAAGCACUGAAAGUGGGUUUAGCUUCCAGGCUCACUCUCUGGUCCUGGCAGCAGUGAGCACCGUCAUCCAGAAGAUGCUCCAAGAAAGGAAUGAAGAGAAGAUGUUUCUACGUUUGGGUCCAGAGGUGUCUGGUUUGGGACUGUCUGCAGUGCUGGAAUUUGCCUACACUGGAGCCAUCACUGGUCUGGACAGAGAAUCUUUAGCUCAGAUUCAGAUGGCCGCUCUCUGUCUUGGAGUCUCCAGGGUUCUGGAGCUCUGCAAUAAAGAGGAGAAGAGGGGGAGAAAGAAAGAUGAUGGCAAAGAGAUGGUGGAAAACGUAUCUGUUGAAGAGGAGUUAAAGCUCAGUCUGGAGUCCAUUAGGCAGCUGUGGGAAGAGAGAGUGGGAUGUGAUGUGGAGCUGGAGGCAGAAGGAAGAAUAUUUCGUGCACACAAGGUCCUCCUGAUUGCAAGCAGUGACUACUUCCAUGCCAUGUUCAGCAGCGGUAUGAAGGAAAGCCAGCAAACCUCAGUCGCCCUGCUACUGGUAGGAGCACCAGAGCUGGGAAUCCUGCUCGAGUGCUCGUACAGUGGUACUCUGGCUCUGGACUGGGGUAUCGUGUUUGAGUUGACCUGCACUGCCCUUCAGUUCCAGUUCCAGCCUGCUCUCUCGCUGUGCCUCAGUUUUAUGCAGCAGGAAAUGGAUGCCCACAGUUGUCUGGAUGUAGCAGCCUUUGCUGAGGCUUAUGGGAUGAGUGACUUGCAAGACAUGGCGGAAGACUUUGUCCUUAGACAUUUUGAGGAGGUAGCGGCCACGCUGAAGUUCCAGGACCUUCCAGCGGAGAAGCUGAAGACAUACCUGCACAGCAAUUCUCUUUGUGUUGCAUCAGAGCUGCCUGUCCUCAAGGCAGUCAUAUCUUGGAUUGGGGCCAAUCCCAGGAGACGAGUGAGAGAAGCCAGAGAGCUGCUGGCAACUAUCCACUUUCCCCUUAUGACCUUCAAGGAAUUCAAAGAAGUGAAGGCCAUAACCUCAUGGCCAAAAGUCAGCACUGAGGACCUCUACGACUCCCUGCUAGAGGAGUUCUGUUCCAGUACCUUUAAUGUCCACUCAGACUUCAGGACCUACCUUCCAAAAGAAGCCCUGGUCCUUGUUGGUGGUGAAAGGAUCACAGAAGACUUUGAUAAACGCACACCCUGUAGGGAAAUCUGGUUCAGCAACUCCUUCCGUAACCACGUUGGCCUAAUGAAGAGGGUCGAAUGGAGGCUGCUGGGAGACUUGCCUGAGAAACCGAGAUUCAGUCACAGUGUUGGAGUGAUAAGAGGAAAUCUUUACAUAGUUGGCGGACGCCACUAUUAUGGAAAGACCGACACCAUGAAAUGCACCUAUAGGUAUGAUCCCAUGCAGAACAGCUGGCAAAGGUUGGCUGAUAUGCAAGAGCGAAGAAACAGCUUUGCUCUUGUGGUUUUGGAUGAAAGAAUAUACGCCAUAGGUGGAGACAAAGAUUCAGAGGCCAAUAUAGAGAGUGUAGAAGCUUACUGCCCAAAUAUAGACUCUUGGAGCUAUGUUCACCCUCUGGACCAACCCCUAAGCGGCCAUGCUGCCAGUGUAUGGAAUGGAAAGAUCUUCAUCUCAGGGGGCUUUGACUGUAGAUAUCAGUGCCUGGUAUCCAUGCUGCUCUACCACCCAGACAAAGGUACCACAUACCUGGCGGACAUGUCCCAGAGCCGGGCCCAGCACUGCAUGGAAACCUUUCAGGACCGCUUAUAUGUAGCCGGAGGAGUCUCUGAUGCUGGCGGACAGGUGGUUGAUCAGCUGGCCUGUGAGUUCUAUGACCCAGUUACUGACUUCUGGGCCGCCAUUAUGCCCAUGUCCGUCCCCCACGUCAGUGCAGCAUCUGCAGUGUUGGAGGGAAAGAUCUAUAUCAUCGGAGGCUACUGCCAAGAAGACUACAGCGACACAAGGCGGGUGCACAGGUACGACCCUGCAACACAGUGCUGGGAAAACAUGUGUGGAACGCCGGGCCCCACCACUUACAUUGCGGCUUGCGUCUUGCCUAUACCUCCUCACCUUAGGCAACUAUAGAGAAACUGACUGGCUGACUGAUGCGGCGUGUGCAAAAGUUUUGCCACCCCGGUCAGGUUCCAACAUUUGCACAUUUUAAUGGACAAUUGCUGUUAUUUUGCUGAUUUGAACACAUUUUGGGGAAAAAAAAACAAAUACGUAAAGUUAGAUGUUUUAUUUGCCAUUAUGCUAAACUCAGCAAAUACAAAAUUAACACAACCAUAUUUCAAAACUCAAAUUACAUAUUUAGUUGAUUUUUUAAGUGAAAAUAGGCCAAUUUAUGUGCACAAUUUCUAUUCAUAUAAAUUUAAGGUUCUGGA